Molecule: messenger RNA, 4620 nt
Organism: Panthera uncia (snow leopard)
Lineage: Eukaryota; Metazoa; Chordata; Mammalia; Carnivora; Felidae
Gene: ZNF814
Product: zinc finger protein 814
Exons: 2
Coding region: 798-3455 (885 amino acids)
Biological process (GO): negative regulation of transcription by RNA polymerase II
Molecular function (GO): DNA-binding transcription repressor activity, RNA polymerase II-specific
Source: RefSeq, a predicted model, not a curated record
AGCCCUGGGACAGGGCUGGCUAUUCAUUUGUCCUGUUUUUCCCUUAGGACUUGUAUCAUCCAUGUCCCAUGUAGUUGCUCAGGGCUUACAGAGAAGAUGGACUUACAGGGCUUACAGGAUGGACAUGACUCCAGAUGUGGCAAGGUGGACUCAGCGGGAGAAGGGAUGGGCUGGUCCUGGUGAAUGGCUGGAGAGAAUGUGCCAUCAGGGAUGUGCUCAGAUUACACCAGAAACCUGUCUUUAUUCACCCCCACUUUUCAUGUCAUUUCCACUGGCCGCACUUCAUUACUACCUUUUUCUUCUCUGGUUUGACACUUUGCCAAUUUCUUGGUUCUCAUCGUUUCUACUAUGACUUUAGUGCAGUGAUGAUCAUCACCUCUCUGACUCCUCAUCUCACCCACUUCUCUCAGUGUUCUUUCUGUGUGCUCUAGCAUUAGCCAUGAGAUAUUCACGUGUCCUUACAAUGACAUGGAACAGCAGCUAAUCUGUUGCAGCUGGAUUUUAGUGGGCUUGGAUGCAUGCUUCUACUCAGCAUCUCAUCAGCAGCGGCAAAGGUCCUGCCAAAAACCGUUGGCACAGAAACGAGUUGUAGUCCUCAUCUCUCUUCCUUGUCUCAUAUGCUGUCUUUGUUUCCUUCCCUGGUGGGUUAUCCACCAGUCUGUGACCUUAGGAUCCCAGUAAUGCACAACUGAAUUCCAACUCCUGUGUCGGGAAAAGCAUCCCAUAAACUUGUGCCUACACGAGACAGGUGCAUAUGAGUGACGGGCUUACCCCUCACUGUAGUCACCACGUAUUUCAUGAGAGUUUCUUUGCGUUCAGGUUGCUGCUGUGGAGCAGAGGAUGCGGAGGCACCCCUUGAACAGAGCGUUUCUGUAGGUGUGUCACAGGCCAGCACGCCCAAGGCAGCUCUGUCUUCCCGGAAGACCCACCCUUGUGACAUGUGCGGUCCGGUCUUGAGAGAUGUUUUCCGCCUGGGUGAGCACCAGGGAAAGCCAAGCAGCCAGAAACUGUUGAGGUGUGGGGCAUGCGCAAAACGAUUUUAUUUCGGCGUAAACUUUCAGCAGCAGCCAGAGCAGCACACGGGAGAGAAACCAUUCAGAAGCAGUGUGGACAGGACCUCUUUUGUGAAGAGCUGUGGAUUCCAUGAUUCAGGAAAGCCCUUUACCUGUGGAGAGAUUGAGAAAGACUUCCUGCCUGGCUCGGGGCAUCUGCAACAAGGGGCCAUUCAUACUGGAGAAAAGCCAAACACAAUCAGCCAGUGCAGGGCAACUAUACAGAGCAGAAAAAGUCAUUACACCUGGGGAGAAUGCAAGAAAGCCUUCGGUCCCAAACACACGCUUUCUCAGGACCAGUGUUUUGUGUGCAGUGAAUGUGGGAAAACAUUCAGGUACAAAUCUUCAUUUGUUAUCCACCAGAGAUUGCAUACUGGAAAAAGGCAUCACGAGUUUGAUGAAUGUGGAAAAUCCCUUCGGCAAAGCUCAACCCUCAGUCAACAUGGAAAGACUCACUCCGGAUCCAGGCAAUACAAGUGCAGCAAAUGUGGGAAAUCCUUAAGCCACAAAUCCGUUCUCAUUCAUCCCCAGCGAUGGCACGGUGGAGAAAACAGUUAUAUGUGUGGUGAAUGUGCAAAAUCUUUUAGUCAGAGCUCAGUGUUGAUUCCAUGUAGAGUUCAAACUGGAGAAAGGCCUUAUAAGUGUGGUGACUGUGCAAAAUCUUUUACCUCUAUCUCUGCCCUAAGUUAUCAUCAGAGAUCUCACACAGGGGAAAGGCCCUAUGAGUGCAGUGAAUGUGGGAAGUCUUUUAUCUCUAGGUCUGACCUCCGUUAUCAUCAGAGAGUUCAUUCUGGAGAAAGGCCUUAUGAAUGCAGUGAAUGUGGGAAAUCCUUUAUCACUCGUACUGCUCUCCGUUAUCAUCACAGGGUUCACACUGGGGAGAGGCCUUAUGAGUGCAGUGAAUGUGGCAAGUCCUUUACCCGAAGAAAUAACCUCAUUAUACACCUAAGAGUUCACUCAGGUGAAAGACCUUAUGAGUGUAGUGAAUGUGGGAAAUCUUUUACCUUUAGUUCCAGCCUGCGUUAUCACCACAGAGUUCACACUGGAGAAAGACCUUAUGAGUGUAGUGAAUGUGGGAAAUCUUUUAACAAUAGCUCUGCCCUCCGUUAUCACCAGAGAGUUCACACUGGAGAAAGGCCUUAUGAGUGUAACGAAUGUGGGAAAUCUUUUAUUUCUAGAUCUGACCUCCAUUAUCAUCAUAGAGUUCAUUCUGGAGAAAGGCCUUACGAGUGUAGUGAGUGUGGGAAAUCCUUUAUCCGAAGAAAUAACCUUAUUUUACAUCAGAGAGUUCACACAGGAGAAAGGCCUUACAAGUGUAGUGAAUGUGGGAAAUCUUUUAAUAAUAGGUGGACCCUGAUUCAACACCAGAGAGUUCACACAGGAGAAAAACCGUAUGUGUGCAAUGAAUGUGGGAAAUCUUUUACCUGUAGCUCCACACUUUGUUACCAUCAAAGAGUUCAUGAAGGUAAAAGGCCAUAUGAGUGCAGUGAAUGUGGGAAAUCUUUUACCUCCAGUUCUACCCUCCGUUACCAUCAGAGAGUUCACACGGGAGAGAGGCCUUACAAGUGCAGUGAAUGUGGGAAAUCUUUUACCUUUAGUGCCAGCCUUCGUUAUCAUCACAGAGUGCACAGUGGAGAAAGACCUUAUGAGUGCAGCGAAUGUGGGAAAUCCUUUAAGGAUAGAUCACAAUUCAAUAAACACCGGAGAACUCACACGGGAGAAAGGCCUUAUGAGUGCAGUGAAUGUGGGAAGACUUUUAGCCAAAAAUCUUCCCUGUCAAUACACCAGAGAAUUCAUAAUAGUGAACGGUCUUAUGAGUGUAGUGCUUGUGGGAAAUCCUUUACAUCUAUCUCUGGCCUUGGUUAUCAUCAUAGAGUUCAUAGAGGAGAAAAGCCUUAUCAGUGCAGUGAAUGUGGGAAAUCUUUUACCAACAGCUCCAUACUGAUCCGACACCAGAGAGUUCACACAGGAGAAAGACCUUAUGUGUGCAGUGAAUGUGGGAAGUCUUUUACCAGUAGCGCUACCCUCUCUUACCAUCAGAGAGUUCAUGCAGGGAAAAGGCCUUACGAAUGCAGUGAAUGUGGGAAGUCUUUUACUUCCAGUUCCACUCUUCGUUAUCAUCAGAGAGUUCAUGCAGGAGACAGGCCUUAUGGGUGUAGUGAAUGUGGGAAAUCUUUUAUCUCUAGCUCCAAGCUACGUUAUCAUCAGAGAGUUCACACUGGAGAAAGGCCUUAUGAGUGCAGCGAAUGUGGAAAAUCCUUCAGGGAUAGUUCCCAAUUCAGUCAACACCGGAGAGGUCACACUGGAGAAAGGCCUUAUGAGUGCAGUGAAUGUGGGAAAUUUUUUACACGAAAAUCUACACUCUCUCAACAUCAGAGAGUUCACACUAGAGAAAGGCCUUAGGUGUGUGGAGAAUGUUCAAUUUCCUAUCCACUGUAAUAACUCUGGAGGGAGCUUUGAGGAGUCCUCUAUCUGGACUGAAUCUCAGACAUCUAAACAUGCUCAGUGGGAGAUCCCUUGUAAGUUUCAGUGACAUCCUAAGCUUGUGUAAAUAUGUUGCACUUUCCAUACUGUUCAGGGCUCUUUCCAGAUUUAGGUCACAGCUAGAUCUUGUGCCCAAAGCCUGUUCUCCUCUACCGCCUGGCAGGUCCCCAAGGUGUGCAUUAGUUCACCACCAGUUUGUUCAGGGAGGCUGACCUUUGUUCUCAUGAAUUGGAGCAAAUUAAGAGUAACCUGAGCCCUUAGGGGUCAGCUUCCCCAUCUCCUUGACUACCUUCGGUCUGAACCUGAAUCAUUGAUGACCCAGAGAAUAUGAGUUUGGCUGGCAGCUUACAGAGAAUAACUACCUUUUUCAGGGACAUGAUGGUCUCCUGUGAUACUUGUGAGAUGUUUUUCCAGUUUCCAAGUCACAAACUUGAGAGUGGUCUGCUGCACAUUGCUUUGGCUUAAACAAUAAUCAAGGCCCUUUUUUUUUUAAUGUUUAUUUUUUAGAGAGAGCACACACGAGUGGGAGAGGGCCAAGAGAGAGAAUCUGGAGCAGGUUCCAGGCUCUGAGCUGUCAGCACAGAGCCCUAUGUGGGGCUCAAAUCCACAAACCAUAAAAUCAUGAGCUGAGCCAAAGUCAGAUGCUGAACAAACUGAGCCACCCACGUGCCCCUCAGGGCCUUACUUUUUAAAUCCUUUUUAAUCUUGAAUGUUCUACUUACUCUGUGGGGUAGUUUAUAAACAGAUUUGGGCUCAACAGCCAUCAGAGGGUGAACUUUUUAGGAGUCUCAAAUUGUCCAUGCCUGAGGAGGGAGAGGAUGAUGGCAGAAAGUAGCUUGCCAGCCUUGACCAAAUCUUUAUCACUGCCCCACAACCUCUGAAAAACUGUAGGGCUUUCUGGUUUUCAUUUGAGGUCUGGAUGCUUUGUGUUUUAGGAGUCUCAGUGAUGACCCCAAGCAGGGGACAAGUGUGAGACCCUCAGAGGCUUUUGAAAGCAGCAUGAAUUUUUCACUUACUCAGAGGAGCUAUCACAGGGGAUGUCAGUACUGAUGAGGUGUUUUCUUCCACAGCUCUGCAAACAGCC